UAGAUGUUAACCGGCUUCAUCUGGGAGUGGGGAGAGAAAAUCCUUUUCUAUGUGAUUCUUAAAUAGUAGCAUUAUUUACGUUCGUUUCAAAAUGGCUUGCUGUAAGAAAAGAAAGUGUAGUACCAAAGCUAUUCCAGCGACGUGUGCCUGGUCCAUUCUUCUUGGAGCAACAGCAUGUUUCUUCAUUUUCGCCUCUGAAUAUUUUGUGAUGAACAUCUCCCCUCUGAUCAUUGUGUAUGAAAGCUUGGUGGCAAUCUUUGUUAUAUCCAAUUUUGGCUUGGCAACAUUCAUGGAUCCAGGAAUCUAUCCCAAGGCUCAUGAAGAUGAGACAAAUGAGGAAGAUUUCCGUGCACCAUUGUAUAAAAAUGUGGAAAUCCAUGGGAUCACGGUGCGGAUGAAAUGGUGUACAACUUGUAACUUUUACCGUCCUCCAAGGUGCUCACACUGCAGUGUCUGCAACAGAUGCAUCGAGACUUUUGACCACCACUGCCCUUGGGUCAAUAACUGCAUUGGAAGACGGAAUUACCGCUACUUCUUUCAGUUCCUUCUGUCCCUGACUGUUCACAUGCUAAGUGUGUUUACAUUCAGCCUGAUCUAUGUGCUGCAUCACAAGGACAAUCUUUUAACACCGCAUAACAUUGUUCUUAUGUGUGUCAUGGUUAUCAUUGGGCUUCUGCUUUUUCCUGUUGCUGGAUUAACUGGUUUCCACAUUUGGUUGGUAUCCAGAGGAAGAACCACAAAUGAGCAGGUCACAGGCAAGUUCCGUGGAGGGCACAAUCCAUUCUCUAGAGGUUGUGUGGAGAAUUGUAAGCUUGCCCUCUGUGGCAGUAUUUGGCCAAAACUUUCAGACCAUGAACCAAAACAUACCACUGUCAGUGUUGAUGUGUCUAAGAUAGCAUACAAACCAACUCAAAAUGAUGUGAAAAUAUACACUGACAGUAGUAAUGGAAUCAAGUCUGGUACCAAUUCUUACAAUAAGAUGCAGCCGAGGUCUUCUUUAGAUGAAGAUUCAGUUAAAGGCCCAUCCCCACCCAAAACAGAUUCCUACAACAAUCUGUAUGAUGCUUCUUCAAAUGUCUCCCUUGGUGCUGCUGUGCACAAGCCAGCCACUCAAUCCCUGCCAAGAACACACUCUCCAACCCGUUAUAAAAGACCUGCACCAGUGAAUAGACACAAUGAUGUAGGCGAGAAAAGGGCUCCCAUAGCCACUCCAGAGGGCAGUCCAACUGCACAGCGUGCUCAUCCACCAAGAAACUUUAUCAACAGCCCUGGAGCUGGACGGACAGCCCCUCAGAGAAUUCAACAUGUUGGUCAAAAACCCAGCACAAAACGCCCCACAGAUGGAGUAGAACAUACAGGAAAAAGUAAUGGAAAUGUUAAAAACUAUAAUGCUCAAAUUAGAAAUCACCAUCCUGUGGGAUAUAGCCCAUACCCAAAUGGACAGAUACCUAAAAGUUCCAGUCGGAACAGUUUGGGGAGCAGGUCCUCUGUUGAGAGAGGCCCAAUAGAAAAUGGUGGUGCUGGACUCAUAGAAGAGUGGCCUGCUGACAGGUCUGGUUAUAAAAGGCCCAUGUCAUUUGUACGAGCACUAGAGAUGUCUGAAAACAUGGAACAGCAACAGGCUAAAGAAAAAGAACAUGAACGCCAUAAACAGGAAAUUGCACUGGCCAAAGAGAACAAAAAGAGAAGUUUAUAUGAUUCCACAUAUGAAAUUUCAGUUUGAAAUUUCCAGACAAAAAGAAAUGCACUGUAGGUUGACUAGUCUAAGCCUCAGGGUUUUCCAAGGUUUGAAAGGAAAGUAGCUGAAUAUGUUACAAGCCCAGUUUGGUCAAUGAAAGUGCUAUCCCCAAUGUGGAAAAGAUGAGCAUUAUACUCUUGUUUGCACUUGAACUAAUGAGAGUGACGACAUUCUAGUUAUUAAAGCUGGUGUUUUUUUGUUUUGUUUUUUUAGUGUAAGCUUUGUAACAGAAACAAAGUCACAAAUGUUGUGUAUGGUCAGUUUGGGCAAGUAUGUUACAUGUCAUAUUAUAAGAGCCUUGUUACAUAUCGGUGUAAACAACGGAUCAUUCCAUUUUGGUUCAGGUCUUAACAGAAUGCCUUCAGUAUGAAAGGCAAUCAGGUAGGCGGAAUACUGCUAGUGACAAUUUCAGAACUGCAGAGUUGUAAGCAUAUUUUUCUAACCAAACUCUGCAGUCUAUGUUGCAAUCUCAUCAAAGUCUAGAAAAAGUAAGAAAUGUAAAAUUGUAAGAAGGAUCUGUUUGUGGUCUGUAAGAGAGCAAUACUCCCAUAGAUCACUUUUUUUUUAUCAUUCUCUCCGAAGUGAAGAGCUGAUGGGGUCUUCCAAAAAUGUCUAUAUUCAUAAAAGAGAAAAUAGGCUAUUUUUACAACUAUCACAUUAAAAAAAGAAUGAGCAGCAAUGAUUACCAUUUGGUUAUGAAGCCCAAUAACAAACUUGUCAUCUAGGACUUGUGUACCUGUUCAUGAGUUCAUUUUAAAAAUGCAUGUUGUUAUUGGACAACUGAUUACAAGGGAUGAAGUGGAUCCUUGGAAAGUUACCACUGACAGAUACAUACACCUGAUUGCAAGAAUUCAGACCUUGUAUAAGGUAAUUAAGCAUGCUCCUGGUAAAUCAGAAAAAAGUAAACACUUCAAGUGGGUCUUACCGAUUAGGCAGUUGUACAGCAAAAUAUUUUUAAAAAUUCCCUGAAGCUAUGUCCAUUGCCUGAGGCAUACCUUAUAUUAAUCAGGCGAGAAAAGAUCAAAUGAUAAGUUUUUAAGAUCAACCUUGUAAAAAAAAAAGGCACUUCUUUGUCUUAAUUUUUCAACAUUUCUGUUCUGCAAUUUGCGAAUUGACCGGCUAGAAGUGUAGGAACAACUUCGCAGUAUCUUCUUUCUUGAAAAUUGGUAAUGGGGCUCAUAUAUAAAGUAUUUUUCUUUAUUUACCAGACCAAUUGAACUUCUGAUCAUGCCCUCCACAUUAAACAUUUUUUCACACAUUUCGGUAAGACCCGCUUUAAGAACUAGGUGUUUGAAUAUACAGCCAUAAGUUGGUAUAAUUAACCUGGUCUUAAUUGUGGUAAGUUAUUGCUAUGAAACAUUACUUAUAAUGCUUUUUAACUAAAUCGGACCAUUUGGUAAUUAUGUUCAAAUUCUAGUUUAAUAAGUGAAUCAGAAUUUAUAUUUUAUAUUGGGUGACAAACUUGGAUAGAAAAUGGUGUAAAAAAGAUGAUCAUGUCAUUGAAGAUUUUUUUAUAUUUGUUUAUGAUUAUAUUGAAAUAUUACACAAGAUGUUGUUUUGCUUGUUGGCUAAAUGGCAUGUAUUUUAAAGGUUUUUGCUGUGUCCAAGCUUUGCAAGAUUUACACAAUACAACUAAGUGCUAAUUUUGCUCAUUAUAACAUGAUGAUCACAGUGUUUAAUAUAGUGUACAUUGCAUUUACAAGUAGGAUGUUUUCAGACAUAUGUAAUCAGUUUAUAUGAUAACAGAAUUUAGUUAUAUUUAUUAUUGUCAGUCUUCAAAACUGUAUAAAGACAAAAUGAUGUAACAUAGCAAAUGUCUUCUUUUAUAAUAAUAAAAGGUUAUAAACUUA
Lingula anatina is the source of this 3588-nucleotide messenger RNA. RefSeq names its product palmitoyltransferase ZDHHC8B. The record is from RefSeq and is a predicted model, not a curated record. NCBI's taxonomy places the organism in Eukaryota, Metazoa, Brachiopoda, Lingulata, Lingulida, Lingulidae. Gene Ontology annotation, molecular function: palmitoyltransferase activity. Gene Ontology annotation, biological process: protein palmitoylation.